UGGCUAGUCUUGUACAAGAAAUGGAAAACUAUUUUUCAAAAAUUAUCGUUAAAAGAUUGUAAGAUGGAAGGGAUGGAGUCACACCAGGCGCCAUAUACAUACAAUCAAGGGAGUGUCUACAGAGAAAAGAGUGGUGCUCAAAUCCUGAAGCAAAUAUCCCUGAGGCUUUCACAUUUAUUACUGCGAAUUAGUUCAGCCGACAGCAUGUGGGAAAAGAGGUGUGUGUGGAUAGGCGGCCAACACCUUAGAGACCUCUCCCGGUCGAGAAGUCGUGACAGCAAAAUCACUUCCUGAGGAAGGAGGAGCAAAAGGGAAGUUAAGAGGCCACCCUGACCAGGAAGUGACUCGCCCUAAGCUAGCCCCAAUCAUAGCUAAAGAUGGGGGGAUGGGGUGAGCCCCAGCAGCUAAAGGCGGUAAAAUAACUGCUUCCUGAUACAUCGCGACAUCAUCAUCGCCCCCUCUGUUAAAUACAAAAAAGAGUCCACAGUCACGAUUCAAUAGAGAAAGUCUCUUCUCUCGCAGGAAGGCCACUGGGCUGUGCGUCAGGCCCGGGGGGAAAAGAGAGUUGAGGAAUGGGGAACUGGGGCCACCGUGAGGCAGAGGAAAGCCCCUCAAGAAGGAAGCAUCCCGACUGCGGAGAGCGUAUGCCAACACAGGCCAAGAAGCUUCUUCCUUCUGGGGGUACUGUUGGGGUUCCCACCGCAGCCGGGUCGGGCCCCCGUUCCCUAUACCGGGAAGAGAUAUUUGAAUGGUGGUACUUCCAUAAGCACGGCACAUCUUUUAUUGAGCAAGUAUCUGUAAGCCAUUUGCGACCACUGAUGGGAGGAACAGAAGGCAGCAUUUCAGAGCCAGGUUCUCCUUCCAGCAGCAGAGAAAGUGAAACCAGCAGACAGAAUUUGUCAGAAUGCAAGGUAUGGAGAAAUCCUCUAAAUCUUUUCAGAGGAGCAGAAUAUAGGAGAUACACUUGGGUGACUGGUAAAGAGCCACUUACAUACUAUGACAUGAAUUUGUCAGCUCAGGACCAUCAGACCUUUUUCACCUGUGACACGGACUUUUUACGUCCUUCAGACACAGUUAUGCAGAAGGCAUGGAGGGAAAGAAAUCCUCCAGCUCGAAUCAAAGCAGCCUAUCAAGCUUUAGAAUUAAAUAAUGACUGUGCUACUGCAUAUGUUCUGCUGGCUGAGGAAGAAGCAACAACUAUUGUAGAUGCUGAAAGGUUAUUUAAACAGGCACUCAAGGCAGGAGAAACAAUUUACAGGCGGUCACAACAGUGCCAGCACCAAAGUCCUCAGCAUGAAGCUCAACUGAGGAGAGAUACCAAUGUACUGGUGUAUAUUAAAAGAAGACUGGCAAUGUGUGCAAGAAAAUUAGGAAGAAUAAGAGAAGCAGUAAAAAUAAUGAGAGAUUUGAUGAAAGAAUUUCCUCCUCUUACCAUGUUGAACAUCCAUGAAAAUCUCCUAGAAUCACUUUUAGAAUUACAGGCCUAUGCAGAUGUCCAAGCAGUUCUAGCAAAAUAUGAUGAUAUAAGCCUUCCAAAGUCAGCAGCCAUCUGUUAUACAGCAGCACUAUUGAAGACAAGGACUGUUUCAGAUAAAUUCUCUCCAGAAACAGCCUCCAGAAGAGGGUUAAGCACAGCAGAAAUUAAUGCUGUGGAAGCAAUUCAUAGAGCUGUGGAAUUUAAUCCUCAUGUUCCAAAAUAUUUACUAGAGAUGAAAAGUCUCAUUUUACCUCCAGAACACAUUCUGAAACGGGGCGAUAGUGAAGCAAUUGCCUAUGCUUUCUUUCAUCUUCAGCACUGGAAGCGAAUAGAAGGUGCUCUUAAUCUGUUACAGUGUACAUGGGAAGGCACUUUUAGAAUGAUUCCAUACCCACUAGAGAAAGGCCAUCUAUUUUAUCCUUAUCCCAGCUGCACAGAGACUGCUGAUAGAGAGCUAUUACCUCCGUUUCAUCAUGUUUCUGUUUACCCAAAGAAGGAGCUUCCUUUUUUCAUCCAUUUCACAGCAGGACUAUGUUCUUCUACAGCAAUGAUAGCGCUUCUCACACACCAGUUUCCUGAAAUCAUGGGUGUUUUUGCUAAAGCUGUAAGUAUGAUCUCAAGGACUUGUGCAGAGUAUUUGUAAAACACACAGGAAACCAUCUCUGAUCUGUUUGUGCUAAACCAGCUGAGCAGUGAAGAUAUUUGUUUUAGUAAAUUACAGGAAUUGAUUUGUAAAGUUGCUGCCAUAAAUAUGUCAAACAUAAGAUUUUGGUGAUUUGAGCUGUAUUUUUGUUGCUUAGAAGUUUGGAGAAUACAAUGGCAUAACAUUAUAAAGUUGGUCUUUUGCGUAGAUUACUUUUGGUGGUAAGCAUAGCCCUUGUUACUAGCUAAAGAAUAAUCCACCCCUUUUAAAUGCAUUUUCUUUGGCAUUUAAAAAAAAAUCCCUUGUUUUGUACAGAAGCCUUUUGAUUUUUCCAUUUAAAUGAAAUCAUUAGUUCUCAGGGUUUGGUGAACGUUAAAUUCAAGAAUGCAACUAGGAUGAAGAAUAAGUAGGUAAGGUAGGACAGUUGCGACAUUUGCCCUGGGUUCAGAAUGUGCCUCUUUACUCAAAAUUUCUCCCUGUUUUUAUAUCUACAUGUUCUUAUUCAUCUCCCAACCUUGUGUGUAGAGCCAUGUACAGACCUUUAUUUUUAUUUUUACCCUUUAGUUUUGAACUGCUUCCCCAUUUCCGGACCCAGGUCCAGAAAGUAUUUGAGGACUGAUACUAGAGAGAGUAUCCCAUGAUUAUUUACUUUUCUACAUAAACCUGUUAAUUAAUGUCACUGGCUCAAAGCAAAAUUACCAAAGAUAUGUAUGUCCCUGUAAGUCUCCAAACCUUUUAAAAAAAUGUGUCUUGUA
Kogia breviceps (pygmy sperm whale) is the source of this 2875-nucleotide messenger RNA. The record is from RefSeq and is a predicted model, not a curated record. NCBI's taxonomy places the organism in Eukaryota, Metazoa, Chordata, Mammalia, Artiodactyla, Physeteridae.